This is a messenger RNA of Megachile rotundata (alfalfa leafcutting bee), 2108 nucleotides long. It is a transcript of the gene Dus3, whose product is annotated as Dihydrouridine synthase 3. Gene Ontology annotation, molecular function: RNA binding; tRNA dihydrouridine synthase activity; flavin adenine dinucleotide binding. The record is from RefSeq and is a predicted model, not a curated record. Gene Ontology annotation, biological process: tRNA processing. NCBI's taxonomy places the organism in Eukaryota, Metazoa, Arthropoda, Insecta, Hymenoptera, Megachilidae.
AUAUGCAAUGUUUCGUUUUUUUAAAUUUUGAUUAGCACAGGUCACUAAUGAUCGAUCUCUUGCAUUUCGAUACAUUAUAACAUUUAAGAUGGCAGAGUACAGUGAAAAAUGUACCGAAGAUUGUUCAUUCGAUUAUAGCGAAGAUAAACAAAAAGGUGUAUGUUUAAUUAAAGAAGACUAUAUUAUUGGAGAUCACAAAAGACUUCUGAGUGAAGAAUGUUUAACAAAAACUGAUAAAGAAAAAGUAUCACCUAAUACAACUAAUACUGAUGAAGAUGCAUCCGUAUUGCAUGAACCACCAUUAAAAAAAUUAAAAAGCGAUGAUAAAAGAGAAAAACUUAGAGGUCAAAAUAAAGCAAGACCUCCUCCAUUUAAGGCACAACGUGAACUGAACUUAUGUCCUUGGAUAGCAGAUCAAGCUGUAGGAGAACCUGAGAAAAAAUGUGAUAAUAAACGAUGCACAUUUUUGCAUGAUAGAUUUGAAUAUCUAAAAAUAAAGCCAAGUGAUAUUAGAGAUGAAUGCUUCUUGUUUAAUGUUACUGGCAGAUGCUUAAGAGGCACUGCAUGUAGAAUGGGCUCCAAACAUUUGACAGAAGAUGGUUUGAAUAUUGUUGAUAAGGAAAAGGAAGAGGAAUUUAAGAAGAAACCACCUUCUACAAAAAAUCAUUUAACAAAACAAAUUCAAACUCAACUGAGAAAACACAAAUAUGAUUUUUCCAAAGCAGAAAAGAUUGUUAAAGCGAAUGAGCCAUCUAGAAAAAAAUUAGAAAAAGUAGAACAAAUUCAAAAACUCUCGGAAGAAAUCAAACCAGAAAUAACAAAUGAUUCUAAUUCACAUAUUUCUGCUGUUGAAUGUAAUGACAAAAUUCCUGAAACAGAUAAUACAAUACAAAAAAUAGGUCCUGUUGAAGACUAUGAUCUAAUAAAAUGUAGAAAUUCGGAAAAAAAGAAAAUAGACUGGAAAAAUAAAAUACUGUUAAGUCCUUUGACAACUGUUGGUAACUUACCUUUUAGAAGAAUUUGUAAAGAGUAUGGAGCUGAUAUAACUUGUGGAGAAAUGGCUUUAGCACCAAGAAUAUUAAAGGGAGCUCAUGAUGAAUGGGCGCUUGUAAAAAGACAUGAAUCAGAAGAUAUUUUUGGAGUUCAACUUUGUGGUAAUAAUCCAGGUGUGUUAACAAGAUGUGCACAAUUGCUAAACCAAGAAAUCGAUAUUGAUUUCAUAGACUUGAACCUGGGUUGUCCUAUUGAUUUAAUUUAUAGACAAGGAGGAGGUAGCGGAAUGCUUAAUCGAUUAAAUGUCCUAGAAACUGUAGUAAAAUCUGUUAAUUUAGUAAUGAAUAUACCUUUAACUAUAAAAACUAGGACAGGUGUUUACAUAGAUAAACCUAUUGCUCAUAAUUUAAUGCCAAAAUUCAAUGAAUGGGGAGUAUCCAUGAUUACUGUUCAUGGACGAUCUCGUGAACAAAGGUAUACGAAAUUAGCCGAUUGGGACUACAUAGAAAAAUGUGCAAAGGCAGCACAGCCUGUUUCAGUAUUCGGAAAUGGAGAUAUUUUAUCGUAUGACGAUUACAAAAGGGUACAGGACACUUAUAAAACUAUCUGUGGUGUUACUAUAGGUCGUGGUGCAUUAAUAAAACCGUGGAUAUUUACUGAAAUAAAAGAAAGAAAAUUGAUAGAUAUAUCAAGUAAUGAAAGGUUUGAAAUCUUAAAGAAAUAUGCCAAUUAUGGUCUUGAACAUUGGGGUUCAGAUACUCGUGGUGUUGAAACGACAAGAAGGUUUAUGUUGGAGUGGAUAUCUUUCUUGCAUAGGUAUGUUCCUGUAGGUAUCUUAGAAAGACCACCGCAAAGAAUUAACGAAAGACCUCCGUUUUAUCGAGGUCGGGAUGAAAUGGAGACGCUUAUGGCCAGUUCAAAUUGCGCAGACUGGAUUAAAUUAUCAGAAUUAUUGCUCGGAAAAGUGCCUGAAGGAUUUCAUUUCUUGCCAAAACAUAAGGCGAAUUCGUGGAAAUAAUGUAUAGUAAACUGUCAAGUAAACAGAAUACUUUUAUAUUAUAAUUUUUUUAAAUAAAAUAUUCGUCAGAUGGAAUAAAGAUUAGAAGAAUUAUGAA